AUGUAUCCGGCAAACCUCUAUGACACUCGACACGGUCUGGAUGUGGCCCAUACAGCUGAACCUUUGACGGAAUCCAGCUUGUUCUUGAGGCUGGGCUUCAUCCAGCGUCCUACAUAUGUGCGUGAGGACAAUCUUGAAUACUUUGUACAAGAUGCUCAGCAAGCAUAUCGAACGAUAGUUCCAAAGACCUUCUCGGUCACUUUUAUUACGAAUAAGAACGGUUCGCAAGGGUUCUCACUGGUCUAG
Molecule: messenger RNA, 246 nt
Organism: Necator americanus (New World hookworm)
Lineage: Eukaryota; Metazoa; Nematoda; Chromadorea; Rhabditida; Ancylostomatidae
Exons: 1
Coding region: 1-246 (81 amino acids)
Source: RefSeq, a predicted model, not a curated record